CCAUGGCCGAUCGCCCCCUCCUCACCACCGCGAGACGACGACGAUGAACAGCACCAGCGACUCCAGCGGCUUUCUGGGCUCCGGCAGCAUCGGGGGCUUCGGCUACGCCAUCGGCGUCUCCGUUGGCAUCCUCCUUCUCAUCACCACCAUCACCCUCGCGUCCUACUUCUGCACCCGCACGUAUCCGCCCGCGGUCCCGGCGCUGCCGCCGCCGCUUCGGGCAGCCCCGGAGGACGCCGUGGCCGUGGAGGUGGGGCUGGACGAGGCCACCAUCCUGAGCUACCCGAAGCUGCUGUACUCGGAGGCGGUGAAGCUGAGGGGAAUUAGCAAGGAAGAGGACUCCACGUCCGCUGCCUGCUGCUCCAUCUGCUUGGCGGACUACAAGGGAACCGACGUGCUGCGGCUGCUGCCGGACUGCAGCCACCUCUUCCACCACAAGUGCGUCGAUCCCUGGCUCCGACUCCACCCCACGUGCCCAGUCUGCCGGACUUCGCCGGUGCCGACGCCGCUUUCGACGCCGUUGGCGGAGGUGGUUCCACUGGUGGGGAGAGGAGACAGGUAGCUUCGAAUUUGAUUUAAUUUACCCUGGCCACGCCAUUUCCGGGGAUCGUCAAGAUUAUAAUUAAUGUAAAGUUUCUGAUCGAUCUUAAUGAAUACAAUCAUCUUCAUUGCCGUUGUUAAAAGAAUUCCAUUGUUAAUGAAAAUUAUUACUUUU
Messenger RNA from Malania oleifera, 715 nucleotides. Its product is annotated as RING-H2 finger protein ATL70-like. The transcript has a single exon. The coding region runs from base 44 to 562 and encodes 172 amino acids. The record is from RefSeq and is a predicted model, not a curated record. Lineage: Eukaryota; Viridiplantae; Streptophyta; Magnoliopsida; Santalales; Ximeniaceae.